AUGGCUUCGAAACCGGUUCUUGGAUUCAAGGAUUUUGAAAGACUUGCCAGGUCAAUUGGUACGUUCAAGGAAGACGCGAGUCAGGAUUCGUGUCGGCGUUUUAAGAGUUGGAAUACCAAUUCGUUCAAGUUCUACCUAGACUUAGCUGUUACAGAUUACAAUAUCACGGAAGACACUCACAGAAGUUUAUUUCUGAAAUGUCUAGAUGAAGGUAUACGUAUGCGUCUGGAGAACGCGGUACUGCCAAGGGAAAUCACAGACUUCAACGUCGAACAACUUAUUGAGAAGACUCAGAUGUUCUUCCAGCGUAAGUGCAAUGCAAUUGUAGAACGAGUGAAAUUACAUCGGCGAAUUCAACGGGAAGAAGAGGCUGUACAGGAGUACCCCGAAGGAUUGAAACGAAUCGCAACGAAUUGUUCAUUCAAGGCAGGAGAAUACGCAGACAGAUUGAGAGACAUAUUUGUUGCAGGGCUGAAAGAUGACUCUAUUCUACAAAAGAUGUAUGAGAAGGAAGACUUACUGACGCAACCAUUGGAUAAAAUGAUUCUCCUAGCUAGGACGUUGGAAGGAGCAAGAGAUAGUGUUAUGGCAACACGUGAGGCAACGGCAGAAUCGCAAGGGAAAGUUUGUCAUCUACAAGGAAGAAAAUCUGUGAAGGGAGACAAACCUUACAAUAAACGUCACCAGGCCGGACGAGGGUUUGUCUGUUUUCAAUGCGGAGAAGAAGGACACUACCAAUGGGAAUGUACGAAGAAGACAGCGAAGAACCAAGAAAAAUCAUUGGGAUUUAGGCGUGGCAAAGUUGUUAAACCAGGAGAUGUAAUUCAGAGAACAAAGAAGGUACAACAAGCUCAAAACUCCCAGAAGGCAGAGUUAGAAGGAAGCUCGUCUCAGGAGGAUGAAUCAAGUUAUUGCAAUGACUCUGUCACAAAGAAUGUUUACUGUGCAGAAACUGUUCGUGAUACAUUAAGGAAACUUGAGGUGAAGUUACAAGUGGAUGACUGUUUCUUAACUUUUAGAGUUGAUGCAGGAGCAGACGUUUCCUUGAUGGAUGAGAUAGCGUGGAAUAAAUUGGGACAGCCCAAGUUGAGUAAGGAGAGGGCGCAGCUACGAAAUGCUUCAGGUCGAAUCAUGAGAUCUAGGGGCAUGAUGACAGGUCAGGUUAGAUUUUGCAACAACCUUGCACCUAUUCAAUUCUACGUGAGACAAGGAAAAGGCUCAAACCUGCUGGGAAUGGAUUGGGUAAAAAAGGUUGGGAUGGCUACAGUUUGCAUAGACUAUCUUAAAGCUAUGGGAAACCAUGGCGGUGUAAUGUUGACAGAAUCAAGUGAGAUUGCAGCACCAGUGGAGAAACUAUUACAGCAGUUCUCAGAAUUAUUUACAGAUGAACUGGGUUGCUGCAGUGAGAUUGUGGGCAUCUCUGUGCGACCAGAGGCGGAUUUGAAGGUUUUUCCAUUCCGGCGACCUCCUAUGCAUCUUCGGGCACAGAUCGAGUAG
This is a messenger RNA of Corticium candelabrum, 1497 nucleotides long. RefSeq lists its product as uncharacterized. The transcript has a single exon. Bases 1 to 1497 code for a protein of 498 amino acids. NCBI's taxonomy places the organism in Eukaryota, Metazoa, Porifera, Homoscleromorpha, Homosclerophorida, Plakinidae. Gene Ontology annotation, molecular function: nucleic acid binding; zinc ion binding. The record is from RefSeq and is a predicted model, not a curated record.